AAGAGAGACGCAAAGCUGCUUCAGCAGUCACUCCGCAAACUUAACGGACUUACACGUCAACACCUUCCGGGCCCGACAGAGGUGAUCCUGCGAAGCAGGAAGGAGAGCAGGAGAGCGCAGAAACACUUUUUUUCCGGGAGGAAAGCGCAGUGUCGUAUAAUGUCAGUUGUGGGCGCGCAGCCUUUCAUCAAGCCAAUGCAGUCCCCACCUUCAGUUUCGCCCGGUAUCCAAAGGAGACACACGCUUCCCGCGAGUGAAGUCCGACCGCUCAACACGCAGGAUGCCAUAAGCGUCUUUGAAAUCGAGCGAGAGGCAUUUAUCUCAGUGUCAGGUGAGUGCCCCCUCCACCUGGAUGAAGUACGUCACUUCCUCACACUGUGCCCAGAGCUAUCCAUGGGCUGGUUUGAGGAGGGUCGGUUGGUGGCUUUUAUCAUCGGCUCUCUGUGGGACCAGGACAGGCUCACCACAGAAGCGCUGACGCUCCACAAGCCCUGCGGCUCCACCGUGCACAUCCACAUCUUGGCUGUCCAUCGCACUUUCAGGCAGCAGGGCAAAGGUCCCAUCCUCUUGUGGCGCUACCUGCAGUAUCUCCGCUGCCUGCCCAACGUGCGCCGAGCGGUGCUGAUGUGCGAAGACUUCCUCAUCCCCUUCUACCGCAAGUCGGGCUUUAAGGUGCUGGGGCGAUGCGCCAUCACCGUGGCCAACCUGACCUUCACCGAGAUGUGGUACCCAAUCAGCGGCCACGCGUACAUGCGCCGCAACAGCGAAGCGAUCCGCUUCCCUCAGCACCCCCUGACUGUGCCCCUGACAAAGACUGACGAACGCGUUGAUGUAUGAAGUGCUUACUGAGGGCCGAGCAGGCUGUUUUUAAUCUAAGAGGAAGGAAUUCAGUGUUGUUCUCUGUAGCAUCUUUCAGGGUUUGUCUCAAGUUUCCAGCUGUUUCUCUGAUUUGUUGGACUUUUGAUCCCAUGUGAAAUGAUUUUAAUAUGUAUAAUAAAACAAAGGAUGUACUAUAUACUGUACUGUGACGUGUUAUAAAUAUGCGAGAAGAGUCAAGUAGUGAGUAACUGGAGUUAAAUGUCGCGUUUGUGGUAGACUUUGCGCUUGGGUCUAAAGCUGUCUUCUGCUAAGCACCUUCCUGGGCUUCCUACAACUGUGGUCUGACGUCAGUAAACCGGGCUUUAGCAGCUCAGUCGCAGCUCCACCAUCCUCCAGCUCCUCCUCAGCUCCAUUAGGGGGCUUUAGCUAUUGUAAACACCGAGUGGGGAUUAGUUAACCUGUAGGACCAAUGACCUUUACUUAGAGAAGCACAAACAGAGCAGGUUGGCGUUAGUUGUGACAACAGUUUGACAAACCAUGUAAUUUUUUUUAAGUUCUUUUCUGUUACAGUGUUUCAAUAAAAUGUUUUAUACUGUU
Messenger RNA from Neolamprologus brichardi, 1416 nucleotides. Its product is annotated as serotonin N-acetyltransferase-like. Gene Ontology annotation, molecular function: aralkylamine N-acetyltransferase activity. Gene Ontology annotation, cellular component: cytoplasm. Gene Ontology annotation, biological process: circadian rhythm; response to light stimulus. The record is from RefSeq and is a predicted model, not a curated record. NCBI's taxonomy places the organism in Eukaryota, Metazoa, Chordata, Actinopteri, Cichliformes, Cichlidae.